This is a messenger RNA of Eruca vesicaria subsp. sativa (arugula), 342 nucleotides long. The record is from the annotation of a GenBank genome assembly. NCBI's taxonomy places the organism in Eukaryota, Viridiplantae, Streptophyta, Magnoliopsida, Brassicales, Brassicaceae.
AUGUUAUAUACAUUGAAGCAAACAGUGGAGCUGGAAGCAGAAGAAUAUGUUCCUCUUCCUAAAGGAGAGGUUCACAAAAAGAAAGAGAUAGUGCAGGAUAUCACGCUUCAAGAUCUGGAUGCAUCAAAUGCACGACCUCAAGGUGGGCAAGAUACACUUUCUUUGAUGGGCCAAAUGAUGAAACCCCGGAAGACUGAGAUCACUGAUAAGAGUGUAUGGCAAAACCAUUGGAAGCUUUCUUUUGUACACAGAAAAUGUGUUCAACGUUGGUGCAAUGAAAAGGGAAACACUUUAUGUGAGAUUUGUCAUCAGUUUUUUUUCUUUCUGUUUUUUUUAUCUUGA